Molecule: messenger RNA, 1056 nt
Organism: Lachancea fermentati
Lineage: Eukaryota; Fungi; Ascomycota; Saccharomycetes; Saccharomycetales; Saccharomycetaceae
Source: the annotation of a GenBank genome assembly
AUGUCUGCCCCAGUUAUCCCAAAGACCCAAAAGGGUGUUAUUUUCUACACGAACGGUGGUCCAUUGGAAUACAAGGACAUCCCAGUCCCAACUCCAAAGCCAAAUGAAUUGUUGAUUCACGUCAAAUACUCUGGUGUGUGUCACACUGACUUGCACGCCUGGAAGGGUGACUGGCCAUUGCCAGUUAAGUUGCCUUUGGUCGGUGGUCACGAAGGUGCUGGUGUUGUCGUCGGUAUGGGUUCCAACGUCAGAAACUGGAAGAUCGGUGACUACGCUGGUAUCAAGUGGUUGAACGGUUCUUGUAUGUGCUGUGAGGAGUGUGAGUUGUCUAACGAAUCCAACUGUCCAGAAGCCGACUUGUCUGGUUACACUCACGAUGGUUCUUUCCAACAAUACGCUACUGCCGAUGCUGUCCAAGCUGCUAGAAUCCCAGCCGGUACUGAUUUGGCUGAAGUCGCUCCAAUUUUGUGCGCUGGUGUCACUGUCUACAAGGCCCUAAAGUCUGCUGACUUGAGAGCUGGUGAAUGGGUUGCCAUUUCCGGUGCCUGUGGUGGUCUAGGUUCUCUAUGUAUCCAAUACGCUAAGGCUAUGGGUCUACGUGUCUUGGGUAUUGACGGUGGUGCUGAAAAGGAAAAGUUGUUCAAGCAAUUGGGUGGUGAGUACUUCAUCGACUUCACCAAGACCAAGGACAUCGUUGCUGAGGUCAUUAAGGCCACCAACGGUGGUGCUCACGGUGUUAUCAACGUUUCCGUCUCUGAGGCCGCUAUUGAAGCUUCUACCGAGUACUGCAGAGCCAACGGUACCGUUGUUCUAGUCGGUCUACCAGGUGGUGCCAAGUGUAAGUCUGAUGUCUUCAACCACGUUGUUAAGUCUAUCCACAUUGUCGGUUCUUACGUUGGUAACAGAGCUGACACCAGAGAAGCUCUAGACUUCUUCGCCAGAGGUUUGGUCAAGUCUCCUAUCAAGAUUGUUGGCUUGUCUGACCUACCAGAAGUUUUCGAGAAGAUGGAAAAGGGUCAAAUCGUCGGUAGAUACGUCGUUGACACUGACAAAUAA